AUGGCGCCGUAUCCAGGGUCUGAUGCAGACUAUUUUAGGGACAAGGCGCGUAGGGAUUUGUUAACUCUCCUUGAAGGCGUACGUGGUAAGAAAAACCUUGUCGUCAGUCAGGAUCUGGCUGGUCCAGUCGGGCUGUUCGUCAAGUUCUCGCUGCUCCAGGAAUACGGUGUAGAUCGCGUGUUCCUGCUCGAGAAUGGCAACGUGGACUCCUCUCAGCGCAACGUCGUCUUUCUAGUCCACGCGGAAAAGAUACGCCAGGUGCGGGCCGUGGCAGUAGAUUACGCAGAUCUAUCUUCCACUCUACGUAGUCAGUCAAAAGAUCCCAACAUAGAGAGAUUUGUAUACAGCUCAUCUCAAGGCCUUCUUUCAAGUCACGACCGAUUGAAUGCCAUCAAACAGAUCCAGCGUCUUCAGCGCAACGGCAAUGUUGAACAUGAACUCUCCAUAUUUUGGGUUCCGAGGCGGACCCUUGUAAGCAAUUCCAUCCUUGAAGAAGCCGGCAUUAUAGGCGACGUGAAUAUUGCCGAAUUCCCACUGUACUUCGCUCCUUUGGAGCAAGAUGUGCUCUCCCUGGAGCUAGAAGACUCCUUUGGUGACUUGUACCUGCACAAGGAUCCGGCAUGUAUCUUCCACUCCGCGAAAGCCCUCAUGGACAUCCAGCAGAGACAUGGCUACUUCCCUCGUAUCAUUGGCAAGGGUGACCAUGCCCGACGCCUUGCAGACCUCCUACUGCGGAUGAGAAAGGAGCUUGAUGCUGAAGAGAGCUCGGGUCUUGCUGGAGUCUCUGCUAGAGGCCUUCUUCCUAGCGCAAGCACUGAAAGCCUCAUCAUCAUUGAUCGCGAAGUCGACUUUGGGACUGCGCUACUGACACAACUGACCUACGAAGGAUUGAUCGAUGAGACAGUGGGCAUCAAGAAUAACCAAGCAGAUGUGGACACCUCUAUCGUCGGGCCUACGGCAGUGCCUCAGGCUCAGGAGUCUUCUAAAGCACCCCAGCAAUCUUCAAAACAAGGACAGAAGCGGAAAGUCCAGCUGGACUCCUCCGACCAACUCUUCAGCCAGCUGCGUGACGCCAACUUUGCCAUCGUAGGUGAUAUAUUGAACAAGGUUGCACGCCGUUUGGAAAGCGACUACGAAAGCCGGCAUGCCGCCAAAACUACCUCCGAGCUCCGCGAGUUCGUUAACAAACUUCCCACUUAUCAACUGGAACAUCAAAGUCUCCGAGUCCAUACCAACCUUGCCGAAGAAAUCAUGAGAACCACUCGCUCAGAUAUCUUCCGCAAGAUCCUCGAAGUCCAGCAAAACAACGCCGCGGGCGCCGAUGCUACAUACCAUCACGACGCCGUCGAGGAGCUGAUCGCUCGCGAUGUUCCUUUGAAGACCAUUCUCCGUCUGCUCUGUCUUGAAUCGUGCAUGUCCGGUGGUCUCCGUCCCCGCGACCUCGAAAACUUCAAACGCCAAAUCAUCCAAGCUUACGGCCAUCAACACCUUCUUACCUUCUGGGCUCUCGAAAAAAUGGAACUUCUUCAGCCUCGUUCUUCCGCCACCACCAUGCUCCUCCCUACCGCUGGCGCCCAGACAGGCACUAAGACCAACUACGGCUACCUCCGCAAGAACCUCCGACUGGUCGUCGAAGAGGUUAGCGAAAAGGACCCUAAUGACAUUGCAUACGUCUAUAGCGGGUUCGCCCCUCUCAGCAUCCGUCUCGUUCAAUGUGUUCUACAGAAACCGUACAUUCUUUCGCUUGUCAGAGGUGGACCUGUCACUGCUGCAACACCUAGCCCUGCGAGCGCCUCGUCCCCAGGAUGGCUUGGUUUUGAGGAUGUAGUGAAGAGUGCUCGUGGUGCUACGUUCAGCAUUGUACAGAAGGGUGACGACAAGGCAAUCAGGGCGCGGCAGACAAUCAGUGGAAAUAAUGCGAUCAAGACCGUUUACGUUUUCUUUUUGGGUGGAAUCACAUUCACAGAAAUUGCGGCGUUGAGGUUUAUUGCGGCGCAGGAAGCUCCCAGGCGGAAGAUUGUGAUUUGUACGACGAGUCUUAUCAAUGGUGAUCGGAUGAUGGAUGCUGCGAUCGAGAAGGGGAAUUUUGCGAAGCUGGAGUGAAGGGUAGUAGAGACUUAAUGUUAGCGAAUGAUAAUAUCAAUUCCAC
Messenger RNA from Aspergillus vadensis CBS 113365, 2149 nucleotides. Its product is annotated as Sec1 family protein. NCBI's taxonomy places the organism in Eukaryota, Fungi, Ascomycota, Eurotiomycetes, Eurotiales, Aspergillaceae. The record is from RefSeq and is a predicted model, not a curated record. Gene Ontology annotation, cellular component: CORVET complex; fungal-type vacuole. Gene Ontology annotation, biological process: vesicle-mediated transport; intracellular protein transport. The transcript has 5 exons. The coding region runs from base 1 to 2103 and encodes 700 amino acids.